Molecule: messenger RNA, 3278 nt
Organism: Lepidothrix coronata (blue-crowned manakin)
Lineage: Eukaryota; Metazoa; Chordata; Aves; Passeriformes; Pipridae
Exons: 2
Coding region: 1-789 (262 amino acids)
Source: RefSeq, a predicted model, not a curated record
AUGCCCGUGGGCACCGGCCCAUUCCGUGCCGGGCACUCCCCGUGGGGCCCGGCCCCGGGACACCGAGGCCGGGCUGUGCCUCCCGCGGGGACACCGGGGCCUGGGACGAGCUCCCGGGGCGGACUCGUCGGGCUCGGCCGAACGGGGGGGAUGGACGCCAGGGUGUCCUGCUCCACCGCGGGGGCACCGACCCCACAGCGGGGCCUUGGCACCGCCCGGGCCCCGGCACAGCUCAGCUCGGCUCAGCUCGGCCCGGCCCAGCUCAGCUCAGCAGAGCCCAGCUCGGCGCGGUCCAGCUCAGCACAGGACAGGACGGCACGGCAUGGCCCAGCUCAGCUCAGCUCAUCACAGCCCGGCCUAGCUCAGCUCGGCUUGGCCCGGCUCAGCUCGGCACAGUCCAGUUUGGCUCAGCUCGGCACAGUCCAGUUUGGCUCAGCUCGGCACACUUUAUGGGAACAAGAUGCUUGGAAACUGGGCUGGCUCUCCAAGGAGCUGCCUCCUGCUGUGCUGGGGCUGUCACCCACUCACCUCCUCCUGCUGUGCUGGGCUGUCACCCACUCACCUCCUGCUAUACUGGGGCUGUCACCCACUCACAGGACACCAACCUGUGUGGGGAGGAGUGGAGCAGCUGCCUUUGUGUCACACGGGGUCCAAGAAAUUAGAGACCUAUCUGCCUCCCCACCUUCUUGGCCUCUCCCAAUUACCACGUCCUUUACCUCACCCUUCUUGAGAGUCCCCUCUGUACAUCUCAUACCUGCUGCCUUGAAAUCUCCUCGCAGUGUUUGCUGAAGGAUGCCCCAUAGCACCUGUCACUGUCCAGGGUAUCAUCCUGACAACUGGUAAUAGGCAUCCAGCGUCCAAAUAAUUAGGGGGAAAAACUAGUUUCAAGCCUCAACUAUUAGCACUGCUGUGAAUCUGUGAUGCAGUACAGUUAGUGCUACCUGCUUUCAUUGGAGCAGGACAGGAAUCCAGGUGUCAUCCCUCCCAGGUGAUCAUGCCAGAAAAUAGCACAUCUCACUCAAGAAAUAGUUAUUUAAUACAAAACAGAUCAGUUGCAGUGGGAAAGAAUUGAGGGAGAUCUGUUCUAGCAGGGCUAGAAUGCUUGCUUGAGAGGUGUGACACUGAUUUAUCUUGUGUGCUUGUAUCCAUGUACUGCCCAGCUAAAACACUCCAUAAAAAUUUGGUUUAAUGGAACAAAUAAUUUGUCCAUUGAAUCAUAGGGAAGUUUGAUAGAGAUCAGCAGGGGAUAUUAAAGCAAUAUUAAAUAGUUUCAAUAGCAUACAGAGAAGUAGCACAUGGAACCUGGUGAUGUGAAGAAACUUGUUACAUGUCAGGUGAGGUGCCCUUGGGGGCAAGAGUCACCCCUUCCUCCGUAGUAUCUCAUGAAACACAAAAAGCAGAUCAUGAAAAUGGUGUGGGUUACUUAACUGGACUGUCCAGGUGAACUUAGCAAGCACUGUAAUGUGUUGAAACAGAGGGGACAGGAGGGCAUUCUGUCUGACUUUGAAAAGGUGCCAAAAAUCUAGUCAGAGGGAACCUAAGAGAGCUGCAUACUGUUUGAGGGUAGCAGAAAUUCAGUGUUUUAAAAUAAAGUGCAGACAGGAGGAGGAUACAGCUUGACUAAAAACGUCUGUGCAAUUACACGUGCACAGCUGCUACAACUGGCCCUGCCAGUCUGGUGUUUGUGCACAGUAACAUCUUGUUAGCUGUGCAUUCAGUUCAACUGCUGAACCAAAGUGCUUAUUCAGUCAGAGUCUGAGACUGAAAUGGGGUUUGUAGAAGUUGCUUAAAGAGUUGAAAUCGGGACAAUACUAAAUUCAAAGGUAUUGGGUGAUACGUAUCUAGAUUCAGCUAUACAGAUGUCAGAGGGAGUUGAUGGGCUCUUUCUGCCCUGCAAUAGGAAAAUGAAAAGAUUUCUUGACAGGAGGGGCGUGGGUGUACUCAUACAUCUUCACUUAACAAGUGAGAAGACUUCUGGGUGACAGAGAAUGUUAAUUUUGAGUAACAUUUAAGCCAAUCUUACAGGGCUUUUCCAUGAAUGUUACUGAACCACAUUCUGGAGGUGCAUCUCAUUCUGGCUCCUUCAUCAUGGAAGAAAAUACACAGUUAAAGUACAGAGUCGAAUUUUAACCUGUUUGUUUAACCCUGUUUGACUGGUCACCGAGUACUUUUCACUGGAGCCACAGGCAGGUGUUUCAGGAGCUUAGGACCAUCCUGUCACCCUUCCCUCUUCUCUCCCAGUCCUUGAAGAAGUCAUCCUGUGAGAUGGGAAGAGAAGGGGACAGGCUGCUAGCCUUGCCAGGGCCAUGUCCCUGCAGCAGCUCUGGUGGAGUCCUCCUUGUGCCACCAGUAGGGCCGGGAGCAGGCUGACACAGCAGUGGAAGGACGUGAGUCAGGUGAGAGGAUGUCUUGCUCAUCCAGCCAGUUUGUCUGCUGGAGAGUGGACAAUGACCAGUGCACAGGCUACAGCAGGAAACCAUAUUUGGUGGACGAGUCAGCUAUGGCUGCUGUCUUUUCAUGGGUGGCGACAGUGCCCUGUCUUUGUGUGGUGAUUCUCACAUUGCCAUCACUCCGUGUUCCUGUCCCACCUGCUCGAUACACAGUUACAGGCUUACCUUUGCUUGUGGUUGAAUGUCACCCAGAGCCAGGCUUUGCAACACACUACCUUUUUCCAUGGAUUUAUUUUUCCACUCAAUACUAGUAGACCUUAAACAGUCAUCAGUUUGAACAUCAUCUUCAAAAGCAAGUGCUGUAAGACAGUUCAGGAAAGGUGGACAGGCCGAGCACCCUCGCUCCAGAGAACAGAGACCAAGGAGGACUUUGGGUGGGGAUAUGUCCAGAGGAACGGUCCGAAGAGGACAAGGAUCAACUACUCCUGUUGGUCAAGAGUCAGGCUGUUAAUAGGUUUAAGCCACAGAAGGAAAACUCCAGUCUGAAAACUAAGAAAAUUAUAUAACUGGAGGAAAAGUUAGACAGUGGAACAUGUUGCCAAGACAGAGGUUGUGAAACGAGAUAUUUGAGGCUAGGCUAGACACCCAUCCAUCAGGGAUGGCUUUGGAAUAACAGAGAACAAUUCAAACAGCUUGACUAGAUGACCCAGUAAUAGUCUCUUCCAAUCCAAAUACGUUUGAGAGGCUUCAGAAAUGUAGUUGGCAGCUUGUCCACUUCCAGCACUGUUGUGAUGUGUCAGUGCCAGAUACACAUCACUGGCUUUAGCAUGAGGUACCGAUGGUACAAGAUAGUAGCUGAAGCCAGCACCUUUAAUAGCAUUUGUUUUU